AUGAAGACUACCGUCGCCCCCUUCGCGGCACUUGCUGCUGUGCUCGCUGCCUCCGUCUCGGCUUUGGCCCCCUUGGAACGCAACCUUGCGUACCGCUCUCCCUCGCUCUCGCUAAGCAACGGUGAACGUCUCAGCCACAACAUCGAGCACAUCGGAACCCAGAUCAAGAAGCGGGCUUACGACGCCUACGUCACCUCCAAGGUCGAGGGCAAGGCCAAGCGCAACAACGGUGGCAGCAAGAAGGCCGCCGGCAAGUACAAGACCGAGGCCGACUUCCUCGUCGAAAAGUACGACGGCAAGUACGGUUCGGACGGUCGUGAUGCCUACAAGGGCAAAGUCUCCUUCCCGUAUGGUGUCGCCUCGGGUGAUCCUUACCCUGAAUCUGCCAUUCUCUGGACACACCCGGUCCCUGAGGACUCCAACACCAAUCUCCCUGUAUGCUUGCGCUACCAGACUUCCAAGAGCAAGAGUGACUGGUCCAAAGAGAACCUUGUCGACGACAGCUACGCUUGGACCACCAGCGAGGUAGACUAUUCGUUCAAGGUCGAGACCGCCAACCUUUCGCCUAAGACUCAGUACUACUACCGCUUCUUCUCUUGCCACGAUCCUUCCGUUGUUUCGCCCGUCGGCAGCUUCAAGUCGAUCCCUGAGUACAAUGAUGACCAGGUCGACUCGCUCAAGCUUGCUGUCUUCUCUUGCUCUAACCUUCCUUUCGGAUACUUCAACGCUUACCGUGCGGCUGCAGCACGCAAGAAUGCCGAGUACUUCGUUCACGUCGGUGACUACAUCUAUGAGGCUCGUGGUGACGGCAAGCAGGUGCCCGGCGAAGAGACUUACGGUAACGGUACUGCUCUCAACCGUGUCCCUGCUCCCGACCACGAGAUCGUGACCCUCGAGGACUACCGUCUCCGAUACGGCUCCUACCGCAAGGACAAAGAUCUCCAGGCUCUACACGGCGAGAUGGCCUUUUUCGGCAUCUGGGACGACCACGAGGUAGCUGACAACUCGUACAAUCAUGGUACCGCCGAUGGCAACAACACCCAAUCUGGUGCCGUCCGUGGUGUUCGCUUCACCGAGCGAAAGCUCGCUGCCGUCAAGGCUUACUACGAGUGGAUGCCCAUUCGUCAGGUUGACACCACCGACUCUCUUCGUAUCUGGCGUUCGUUCCGUUACGGCAAGCUCGCCGAUCUUUUCCUUCUCGACACCCGUAACUUUGACCGUGACAUCACCGACGUCUACUACAACACCGACGCCAUUGCUGCUAUCAGCAACGACACCGACCGUUCCCUAAUGGGUGGCAAGCAGGAGCAGUGGCUCUACAACGGUAUGAUCCACUCCGAACAGCGCGGUGCCGUCUGGAAGGUCAUCACUCAACAGAUCAUCCAGAACUCUCAGAAUUACGGCCAGCCCUCGUUCAUGUACAACUAUGACUCUUGGCAGGGAUACCGUGCCAACCGUCGUCGAUUCUUCGACACCAUCAUCAAGAACAACGUCCAGAACACCAUCACACUUGCUGGUGACUCCCACGCCAACUGGGUUUACGACACUGUUCCCGAAGACCGCCUCAACAACACCGCUUACAACCCUGCUACAGGUGACGGCUCCAUUGGUGUCGAGUUCGCCGGUACGGCUGUCUCGUCUCCUUCGUCUUACGGUGCCAACCUCACCGCUGAGCGAUACACUGCUAACGCCAAAAAGCUAGUGACGAUCAACAGGAACUUGCAGUGGGCUGAGGGUGCUCACCGCGGUUACUUUGAGAUCGAGUUCAGCAAGACCGACUGCAACACCAAGUUCUACGGCUACGUCAACAACACCAACCCCAACUCUGAAGAGCUUUUGGUAGCUCAGUUCAACGUCAAGAGGGGCGCUAACAAGUUGACUCGUCCUAUCAACUAUGGCAUCACGCCAAACUCGGGCUUCUUGCAGGCUCAGGCUGUGGACUACAGCAAGAUGAAGUGGAACGGCACUGCUUUCGUCUAA
Messenger RNA from Ustilago hordei, 1980 nucleotides. RefSeq lists its product as uncharacterized. NCBI's taxonomy places the organism in Eukaryota, Fungi, Basidiomycota, Ustilaginomycetes, Ustilaginales, Ustilaginaceae. The record is from RefSeq and is a predicted model, not a curated record. The transcript has a single exon. Bases 1 to 1980 code for a protein of 659 amino acids.